This is a messenger RNA of Nothobranchius furzeri (turquoise killifish), 10780 nucleotides long. RefSeq names its product MAF bZIP transcription factor a (gene mafa). NCBI's taxonomy places the organism in Eukaryota, Metazoa, Chordata, Actinopteri, Cyprinodontiformes, Nothobranchiidae. Gene Ontology annotation, biological process: regulation of transcription by RNA polymerase II. Gene Ontology annotation, molecular function: DNA-binding transcription factor activity, RNA polymerase II-specific; RNA polymerase II cis-regulatory region sequence-specific DNA binding. Gene Ontology annotation, cellular component: nucleus. The record is from RefSeq and is a predicted model, not a curated record.
UAUAAUAAACAUUUAGCUGAGUGCGGCAGCGCAGCCCGUUUCCAGCUGACAGUCAGCUGGCCGCUUCUGACAGUUGAGAAAAGUUUCAGUGCGCGUCUGAUAUGUUAAUUAGCUCUUCCAAGUGUGCGACCCUAUUGGCUCUUCGUCCGAGUCGAUUUCCCUUUUCCAGCCUGACGUCAGGGCAGCUACAAUCCUCUUAAACUCAUCUGCUCUGUGAUCCCUCUUAAAAAAUCGUCCCACCAGUCAGCGGCUUCUGAACGGAGCGAGGCUGCGUCCCACUGCCCCGCUCCUCGGUUCGUCUCCGCGUAACGCGCUCCUGAAGAAGCCGGUAAAGUGUUAAAUGUUUGAAAGACCAAACCGCCGCGGUUCACAUGCUGAAAAAGGAUUCCGCUGCUCGUGCGCGCGGCACUGCUGUGUCUGUGCAAUAGACUCUGCAAAAGAAAAACUACUCUCACACGCCUGCACGUCCGGGACGCUGAAACGCUCAUUUUUCAGUUUCAAGACAAACGCUUAAAAAUCAAACUGGCUCACGUUCUUCCAAACCAGCCCAGUUUGACAGCUGCUCUUCAGCCCGCUUGGAGGACUGUCAGCAGCAGCAAGAGGAUGGCAUCAGAGCUGGCAAUGAGCAACUCCGACCUGCCCACCAGUCCCUUGGCCAUGGAAUAUGUUAAUGACUUCGAUCUGAUGAAGUUUGAAGUGAAAAAGGAGCCGGUGGAGCCCGAUCGCAACAUCAGCCAGUGCAGUCGCCUUAUCGCCGGGGGAUCCUUGUCUUCCACCCCGAUGAGCACGCCUUGCAGCUCGGUCCCCCCUUCCCCAAGCUUCUCGGCGCCCAGCCCGGGCUCCGGGAGCGAGCAGAAGACACACAUAGAGGACUUCUACUGGAUGUCCGGUUAUCAACAGCAGUUGAAUCCAGAGGCGCUGGGCUUCAGCCCCGAGGACGCAGUCGAAGCGCUGAUCAACAGCACCCACCAGCUCCAGUCCUUCGAUGGCUACGCAAGAGGCCAGCAGUUUGCUGGUGGAGCCGGAGCAGGAGGCACCAUGGCCGGGGAAGAGAUGGGGUCCGCCGCAGCCGUGGUGUCAGCCGUCAUCGCCGCGGCAGCCGCUCAGAACGGAGCGCAGCACCACCACCACCACCAUCACCACCACAGCAGCAGCCACCACCAGGCACCGGGCGUCCAGUCCAACGGCACCUCGGGGACAAAUCACUCCCACAUGCGCCUGGAUGAGCGGUUUUCCGACGAGCAGCUGGUCACCAUGUCCGUGCGGGAGCUCAACCGGCAGCUGCGGGGGGUCAGCAAGGAAGAAGUGAUCAGACUGAAACAGAAGAGGAGGACCCUAAAGAACAGAGGCUACGCGCAGUCCUGCCGCUUCAAGCGGGUCCAGCAGCGGCACGUCCUGGAGGGAGAGAAGACGCAACUCCUGCAGCAGGUCGAUCACCUAAAACAGGAGAUCUCCAGGCUGGUCCGGGAGAGGGACGCGUACAAAGAAAAGUAUGAGAAGCUCAUCAGCACCGGCUUCAGAGAAAACGGGUCCAGUAGUGACAACAACCCUUCAUCCCCGGAGUUUUUCAUGUCAUCAAGAAAAUUCCUCCAUCUGUGAUUUCACUCCCCUCUCCCCUCCUUACGCCUGGAUCCUUCAGAUCCUCUAACGACUGAGCAGUGAUGACAUCAGAGUGGCUGACCAAUCGCACCAAGGCUCCUACAAAGCACAACAUUCAUAAUGAAGACCUGCUAGAAUCCCCUCAAAUUCCUACAAAGAAAUCCACAAAAGCCUCUUAUUGCUCCGGUGUCCUUCCUUGGUAUUUUACCCGCAGCUUUUUUUCCUACAAAAUAUAAAAGAAAAGAAGAAAAAAAAAAUCAGAGACUCAUAAUCAUGAGAUGAUUUACAACAACAGAUAAAUACUUUGGAAAUACUAUUUUCUUUUCAGUGAGAAGAUCGACGAUGCAUGCUGCUGUAAAUAGAUCAUUACAAAAACCCUAUUCUUAUUCCUGAAAAAGGAAACGUACCAAGUUGCUGUCACCAAAAUCAUAAACCUUCAUUACUGUGAAUAGAGUACUCAUGCUUAGGUUUUUCAUUUCAGAUCAGAUUUAUUCUCACAAAAUGUUCGACUAUAAUUUCCGUCCUUUGGUGUUGUAAAAAAAUGUAAUUUUUAAUUCUUCUUAUUCUCUUUAUGUCUCGUUUACAGUCUAGUCUUCCUCUCAGAUACCCACACUAGUACAUGUAAAUAAUGAUGAAGACAGCAGCAUGAAUACAUUGGCAUUUACCAGCCUGUUAGACCCCAGGUCCCACUAGGGCGACAACGUUUUAAUAAGUUUAAAAUCCUGAUUUUUCAGUAGCUAAAUACACAUUUCCAGGUAUCUUGGCCACUUUUUUUUGCACAUUUGAAUAGAUUCGUAAAUACGCUACCUUUAAGUAUUUAUUUUUUACUACACUGAUUUCAUUACCUCGUUUCACUAGGAAACCCUGUCAAACUGACGAGGAAAAGCAGGCUAGGCAUUUGAUUUAGCACCAUUCACCUUUAGUUUCAUCAUUUCAUGAAUGAUUUAAUAGUAAUAAAAAACAAUGUUCUUCCGAUAUUUCUCAUCGCAAUAAUUACCCCGCUCUCUAAAUAAAUAGAUUAACUGCUGUAGCAAAGCUACUGUCGGUCUGAAAGGGACACUUUAUUUUAUUUAUUUAUUUUUUGCAUGGUUUCAAACCGUGCUCCUUUGUUGAGCCUACACAUGGGGGGGGAGAAAUAUAGAUCUCCUCGCUGACUGCAGUGUGGACAUGAGGACUCUGAUUUCCGUCUUCCAUGAACUAUGAAGAUAAGCAAAUGCACUGACAGAAAAGAAGCCCAGCCAAUGACAUGGACAACCUCAAAGAUCGGUCCCUCUCCGGCAAAGACAGAAAAGGUUUGCAUGAACGACAGGGGACAGACAGGAAAAGAAGAAAAAUAAAGUUAAACAGCUACUCUCCGCCAUUGUGCAUCCUCUACCUCUCAAUGUGUGCUGUGCAUCAAGGAUCUGACUCCCCUCUGUUCUCCUCACCGUCCAGUCUUCUGCUGCAUGUCUCCACAGAGCCUCGAGUGGAAAGUCCAGCACUGAAUGCUAUGUAGCAAUGGGGGAAAUCGACAAAUAUUCACUUGGAAACAAAUGCACUCAUUGCUUGUUGCUGUAUAUAUGUACACUAUGACCGAUAUAUGUAGUUUCAGAUGCUGUACUCUGCAUGGUAACUUGUAGAUGGAACAUGACAACUACUCAUAGAUGAGGACAAGCAGGUAGCCAUUACGUUUACUUGUCAAAUCAGUAUAAGUUAUGUCUUCAUUUUUACAUUUUCCUGCCUUGAUUUCCGAAAAUGUUGGAAAAAAAAACAUGACAGAAGCUAUUUUAUGCUUCCAGUUUUUGGUGUGAUACAUUGCCCUCCAGCACAGGGCGCUGCCGUUAACGUGUAAACACUUUGGAGAGAUCCAGCCUUCCUUUUUGAUGCCAGAGUAAACGUGGCGGUAGCAAGCAUGAGGAGCAGAAGAAAGGAGGGAACGUAAAAACGAGAGUGCUCCAGUUAAGUGGCAGUGAACAAAGUGGCAUGAGGCAUCCUGCCAGCAACUGUCUAUUCAUCUUGUGUCAAAGGGAUUUGCACAUUUCAGUGAGUCUACACACUGACAGAGAAGUCCAAGAACAGAGUAGAGCGGGGGUGAACAGAGAGAGAAGGCUGCACUAGAGAGAGGGAGAGAGAGAGAGAGACGUUUAAGGGAAAAUCUCAAAGCAUAUUUUCAAUCAUUUUACUGGAUUGACCAGCAUUUCUGUUUUUUUCUGACCUCCUUGGAGAGCUGAAUAACCUCCUGACCUGAAACUGUUAGACCCUCAUGCAGCUCUCUGGGCUGUCAUGACCUCACGUCCUGUCUGAGGUUAACUUGUGUUAAUGAGCAGAGCCCUUAGCUCAACCAGAUGUUCGGCAUUGUGUGUUUUUUCACUCCACCCUUUUUUUUUAUUAUUAUUAUUUCCUUCUGCAUCUCCCCUCUUUCUGGAUUUAGCUUAAAAAAAAAAGAACCCCACUGAGUAAAAAUCAGAAACCAUUGAUGAAAUCAACUGAAAAACAACUUUUGUUAGCUCAGUACAAAAAAAGUCAUACAGUCGAACCUACAUUAAGCACACUGGAACGUUAUUCCAGCAGACAAAGUGCUUAGAUACGACUUAUUUGGAGUACCAUUGAGUCAGCGAAGAAAUAAUCUCAAAUAAAAUUUUGCACACUGAAUAAAAAUAAAAGUAUUUACAGUCAACACAUUAACAAAUCUGAAAUUAGAAGCUUCGUCUAAACGGCGAUUAUUUAAAGAAGGUUUAAAACUGAAGAGAGGAUGAAGGUGUCGCUCAAACAGAAGACAGACGUGGUACUAAAAAUGACACAGAGUGUGUGUCUGUGUGACUAAAACCUCCUCAUUCUGCACAUAAGUUUCACUAUGUGACAGGUUGGUUUGCUUUUCUGUUUAAUUUGAGUGAAGCAUCAUUCUAAUCCUCGACUGAGACCAAGAUGCAUGCAGUUGUGCUCUUUCAUGUGCUGAGCGGGUGCAAGUGCAAAUGCACACAGAAGCACAUCCCUGUUAUUUUUGGUGAGACUCACGUAGAUCCACAUGUAUGCAGACCAUGCUAAUCUAAACAGCAAGGCGGUAUGUAAACAGAUCGCCUACAUAAUGGGAUUGUUCAGUGUGCAAACAAUAAGCUGUUAGAGUAAUCACGGGUCAAAGAUAUAUUACCCAGAGGGCCGUGCUGUAUGUAUAUUAACAUGAUGGAUAUGUGGAGUGAGGAGGGGAGCAGGGAUAUAGAGUCUUACUGAUUCAGAUUUACCCCCUGUUGGGCCCCGUCCGCUGCCUUCUCUCUUGUACCUCCCUACUCAGACUUCACUUAAUCAGCCUCCCGUCUUCUCCUUGUGCUGCUUCCCAAGCAACUAAUGCCUUCCAAAAUGAUCCUCCUUUUUUUUUUUUUGGCCCAGGCUUGUCUGUAUACCUCAUCCUUGUUCAUGCCUACUGUAUUUUUCAUUUAUUUUCCUCUUGUCCUGGACACAUAAUCUGCUUCCCCAAAAUCAUCAAUCCACCUCUUUAGUCGGUAGGAAACAGGAUAAAGCAGCUCCACAAUCUUGUUUUUGGAUUAAGCAAAGGGACGGCUGAGUGAUAUUAAGCUAUUUAAGUUACUCUACUUGUGUCUCAUGUAUAAACAACAGCAGGAAGAGAGCAUGCACAGCCAGAAAGAUGGGAUUUCUAGAGCCGCUGUGGUGAAGUGUACUUUCCUUCUUCUUCAUAAAAAGAAUGAUUUGUGGAUAUGAAAUCAGUGAGUUAAGCUUGUUAACUUAAUUUAUUAGAUUAUCAUGUAGCCCAGGCUGUCUGCAGGUUAAUAAGUCCAUGUGAUUGUAGCUACACACUCCAUUAGUGUGAUCAGUGGCUAACUCGUGCGUCUGUAGGCCACUGAGGUUGACUCACAUCAGGCCUAAGUAAACACGGAGGCAGAGCAUUGGGGACAAAAACAACCUGCAAAAUAGACUUUUUCUAUUUGAGGAAACUAAAAAUGUGCUUAUGGAAAAACUGACAAUGGUCUAAUAAACUGCUACAAGAGGAAAUUUUUCUGGCUCAGUGGCAAAUGUGUGUGUGCCACUGGUCUUGAACCGUUUGUCAUUCCUUCUACUUAAAAUCCCUUUUUUAGCCCUUCCAUCGCAGUAAAGCCUGUCUUAUUAUUAUUUGAAACCAAUGGUGUCAAAGUGUAAUUUUGAACAUGACCAUGGGAGACUUUGGGAAUUAUGUUGAAAGUUUAGUUGGAAACAGCUGGAUCUUUCACCCGGACCACGCUGUGCAUGUUUCAGCUGUUGCACAGGGCUGCUCUAGUCACACUGUGAUGACUCCAGAAAGGUGGCACGCUGUAACCGUCCAAGAUUUCGGUGAGCCAAACGACUCAAGGUUUUGCUCUAGCAAGAUGAGCGAACUUCCAACAAUUUUAUUAGACUCUGAAACAAACUCCAAAAAGGAGUGGUUCACAUGUUCCUGCAUGUAGCUUCCACUGUUGCUAAUGUUGUUGUCCGCGUCACUCCCGGGGUGUAUUUUCAUUGGUAGAUUGCAGAUGGGAUUUGUAGGUUUUCAUGCAGUGACUGCAGGUCUGACUUUGGUUGUGAGGGUGCUCAAUAAGCCGUUACAGAGCUGGUAACACUGGAUGGCCACAGACAAGCAAAUCACUCUCACGUUCCAGCUUUAUUGUCACGAUUCUGUUCACAAUAAGAGAUUCAGGUACUUAAAGUUCCUGAAAUUGACCCGGAAAUUGGCUCGUUUGGCCCGAGACACGCUCAUACCAGGAAGUUUUGGUAAAAUUACCCUGAAGGUCCAACAAUGGAAACAAUCCUAUUGUAAGUCGUAGCACAGUGAGAUAACAGCUUUAGGAAAUCGGGGGUCAAAGGUAAAGAUAAUUGGCAGAAAAGCAAAUCAAGUCAUCUGUUCUUCUCUAAUCUGUCCCUCCAGGUGUCUUUCUGUGGGUACUUUGCAGUGACACUGACUGCGUUUACAUGCAGCCAAUAUCCGGGUUACGAUCGGGUUAAGGUCGGUAUUCGGGUUUCUGAGUUGAUCAGAAUAACCCGUUUACAAGCAUAAAUAGAAAGAGUUACCCCUAACUUGCAUAACCCGAUUUAAAUGCGGACGUUGGGGUAGCGUCAGGACGUAUGGACUAUGUCAAGACGCAAUAUGCGGUUACCUUCUUGUAUAUUUCGCUGUCUCUGUACUUUCGGCCGUCAACAAAAGACAUAAUGUUCAUACUUUUCACCAGACCGAUGAAGACAGAGGUUUCCUCGUCACUCCAAAAGUGUGGUGCUGUGCCGCGACUCGCCAUGUUGCUCCCAACUUGUUGUUUACUUCCGGUGUUCUGGCGCAUACAAGACGUCUCGCUACUCAUAAGACCAAGAUUCCUUGCGAACAGAGCAUGCGCAGAACACACACUUUGAUGGGGAUAUCCCGAUAUGCAUUUACACCAAACAUUCGGGUUAGAAAAGGGUUACCCCAGGUGUAGUAACUGGGUUUUUAAAAACCCAGUUAUGAGCAUAUCCGGGUUUUUGGCGGUGUUUACAUGGCCGUGCGGAACCGGGUUAUUGUGAAUAUUCGGGUUUUAAAAGGGUUACUGGCUGCAUAACCCGGAUAUUGGCUGCAUGUGAACGUAGUCAGUGCCACGCUAACUCAUUUGUGUAUUUGAGGUAAAGAAGAGCUUCUGAAGUGACAUUUAAAGAGGUGUACAUCUUGAUGCAGAGAUAGCAACGGAUUAAGAGCUGCUCUAUUAGCCAGACGGCAGCAAAGACAGAAUAGGCCUCCAUGUGUCACAGAGCUAAUAACACGGAUGAAUUAUAGAGUUUUAAAGCCCUUACUCCCACCUUAUUCUGGCCUGCACAUAAGCCUGAGCUCAAGGUGGGCAGUGAGCCACGAGGCCCGUUCGCCGAGAUGAGAUUGGGGGUGAAGCCGGGGGUGGAGAGAAUCGGAUUAACCAAAAUGCCUCAAUUGGAAGAAAUGCUCUGGGCUGACCUCCAUGUAAUACCAUUGCCGUAGACUAAAUCUCUAGCUCCUGAUUAGGCGGUGCAGUGAAUGAGAACUUUUAAAUGUGGUGAAAUUGUUGCACAUCCAGUUUUAUAUGUGAAUGUUUGUGAAAGGCAAAGGGCUUGCCUUAAGUACCCAAGCUGUCAUGAUAGAAACAAGCGGACACGGAAGUGAUAAAUUGCCAUAAACUAUUGACAGGUGCCAUUUCAGUCAACACAGUUUAACUGUGCAGUCUGCUUUCUGACAGCUUGAUCUAGUCUCUGGCACCUAAGCUGAGAAAACAGAGGAAAUCGUCAAAAAGAAAAGCAGCUUACAUUGAUUCCAAUUUGCCGUCUUUAAAACUACUGAUGCAGCUAAUGGGAGUUGAAAACAAAGGAUAGAUUUUAAGGUAGCUGAAGGAAGUUGACCUUGAUCAUCCAACGUUAUAAUCGGUCAAAAAGUAAUAGAUUUGAUUUAAUGUGUUCUCUGUGUAAGUUUGGAUUUGGUUUUUGAUGUAGAGUGACGAUAACUUUUGGCUCGAGCUCCUCUUUAUUGGGCACACGCUGUUCUACCUGCUGUGAGCAGGGUGUAAUCCUUCAGCUUUACAAAAGGGAAAAGUUUGUGCCGUCCAGAAAGUUAUGAAUGCCUUCCUUCUGGGCCUCCUACAGAGCAGAGAAUGGGAGACAGCAGGGGACAGCCAUAUGCUAUCAAAUUGUUGUUCACGGCUCCCAUCCUUUGUCUGCUAAAUCUGUUAAAUAUCAAAGACCCAACACACAUUACUUAAAAAUCACGUUUUAAAAAUGUUCUUUCUCUGAAAUACAUUAGAAGGGCUGCCCUGGGCUUUACAUGGUGCAAUUGUUUAAAUAUGUAGCUUCAGUAGCUUGGGUCAGCUCAUCAUUUUUGUUUUUAAAUGCUUUAAAAGUGCUGCUGGAGAACAAUUAAAGGUUUAUGUCUCCUAUCAAAACGAGCCCCUUCGCUGUUACCAAAGGUUAAUUUGCCUUCACCCCCGAUUUCAAAUGUUUCACACUAAAUGUCCACAUUAUUUCCCACAUGUGCCUGAACGAGGGGCUUGAUUAUCAAAAAGGUAGACCUCGGCGAGUGGUGUUAUUAUCAAAGGGGUUGUAAGCUGCAGUAACAGAUUCUAGGGUCUUAUUGCUAUGGCAAUCAGCCCCUUGCCACUUGGCCUUUCCUGACCCCAGUCAGAGAUAAGCUUUAUGGGAAAGCACAUUAACAUACUCUGGCAGUCACCUCCCUCUUUUAUCAAAGGCAGUUCUGUGGAAUCAAGUGUUUAUGGAGCCCCAGUGGGGGCAUGCUGCUGCUGAUUGCCCGUAUUAGAGGUUGACUGUAAAUGAGCUGGAGGUGGACAAAGAAGUUGGAGAAGUGGAGAGAGAUGAGGAUGGGAUACCGGUGUUCCUCCCCACUAAAUGAGUAAUAUCUUUAAUGAGUGCAACAUCCCAUGAGCAGGUUAUGAAUGCCCAGUCUUCCAGACACCGUCUGCACCCCAAAUACAUUCUUAUCCUCUCUUAGAAAAUCCUGUAGAAGCAUACAUAAAACAUGCUCAUGAAUGAACUGUAUAAUAUGUCUUUUCUGUUAACUUGAAGUAGGUGAACAAAAAAAAACAUUGUUUUUGGGUUUUCUGUAUUUGAUGCUAAAAUGUCCUGCUUGCAUUUAUCAUUAUGUUAUUGGCAUUUUACUGUAGGAAGGAAAGGCAUUGUGGUUAAAUAUAAAGGUGGCAGCAGAGAGGCCCCUGCUUUCAGCCUGAUCACGGGUAGAAGAUCCUCUCAGCGUGUCUGCAAUGAUGGAUGGUGAUAGUCCAGUGUCUUUGUACACAACGGGUGGGGAGGGUGGGUGGAAUGGAGGGGGGCUCGCUGUUGUCACCGGACAGAUAUAGUGAGCAGAAGAGAGAAAGAUGUAGCCACAGCUUAAUGUCCUUCUCUGGUGCUGUGCAUGCUCUUUCCUAUUUGCUUUUCCCUUCACGGCAUGGUUAACAUCGUAAAUUAACCUUUCCAAGCCCCCUGUGCUCACAGACUGGCGUACAAUUCAGACAAAGGAGGUGGGGGGAUCUUUGUUAUGCAAUGCAGUGGGCGCAGGUCAGAGACGUAGCUUGUUACAGAGCCGAGCUAGUCUUCUUUCAGCUCUAGGAGAUGAAACAAUAUACUUUGUUCAGUCAAGCAUACUUUAAGUGCAUGUCCUGUGUACUCCGUAAAUCCAUACGAAGCUGCUUUUUGUUCUCCAUCAUAGAAAUGUAAAUGAAACACAUGAGAAAAACUGUAUUGUAGAUCCUCCUUUUCUUAGUCCAUGACUGUAAAUACAAUGUAAAUACCAAAACAGCUAUGCAUGCUAUUAUACACACAAUGUGUUCAGGUACUUUUGUAAUCCAGACUUCCCAUACGGCAUGUACUAAUGGCAACUAGCAAAAAUGGAGAAACAUAAUAAAUUGUGAAUAAUGGUCUGGGUUGUAAACAACUUGGAAAUGGGGAAGAAUAUAUGUCUUAGCUGGUAAUGUUUUCCUACUGAUAAGUAAUGCAUCGGCCUGCCAUUUACUCCAGUGCUGUGCUCAUGUUAUCUUUUUUAUGUUCCAUAAGGUAGGGUUGGGGCAAAACGUGACCGUCAUUUACAAGUCUGUGGAAUGUUCAGCAGGGAAUAUAAUGGGGAAAGGCUGGUGGUUGAACCGUGCAGUUUUCACUUACCCACAGUCGCUGCAUACGCGCAUGUAUGCGGCUAAAUCCUGUUUAUAACAAUAUCGAGGAUAAAAUCUUUAAGCUAAAACAAAACUUGGAUUCCAGUUGAGUUUUCUAACUAAAUGUCAUCACCAGCCUUAGAAAACGUGAUCUAAAGAAAUAAAAACAUGUCUACAAAAAUCUAAGUGUACUCCAAAACACACACACACACACACACACACACACACACACACACACACUCAUAUUAUCAUCAAAAUUCUUCAGAUUGACUCCAAAAAGAAAAGAAUUUGAAAUUCUUUGGUGAACUUGUUUCCUGCUUUUCUAAUAUUAUGUCCAGUGAAGAAAUGUUUAUAUGCCAAAUUUGCCUCUGCCCUAGCAGCUGUAGUGUGAUAUUUUAUGCAAGCAACAAUAAUAGAAUUUUUUUUCCCUUUUUCUUUUUUCUUUCUUUUUUAUUGUUUUGUUUCUAAGAGUGUUUAUUGUAAACCAUUUUGGAACCAUGUAAAAUCCCAAGGCGCUCAUGUUAGAUGAAAGUAUCUAAUUUCUAACCUGUGCUAAAGAUAUUUUAAAUUUAAUAAAUAAACAUUGUAACAAGAAA